Zootermopsis nevadensis is the source of this 1024-nucleotide messenger RNA. The record is from RefSeq and is a predicted model, not a curated record. NCBI's taxonomy places the organism in Eukaryota, Metazoa, Arthropoda, Insecta, Blattodea, Termopsidae.
AUUUAGCGAGAGGUAAUACAGUAUUGCCAAUCAUAAGAUAUUGUCGUCUGUAUUUAGUACACUUACUAAAACACAAAAACGAUCGGAUAUCCAGUAAUUGUAAAACUAACACGUUAGUACUUCGUUAAAUAGUUGGAUACACGUAAGUCCAUAUGCCGUAUGAUAACCACGCACCUUGUCAUCCAAACAUCUAUUGGCGACAUUGAAAUGGACGAGUGAUAUAGUUAAUCGGAAACCAAAAAUAAAAGCUUAGUUCGAGAGCAUUCAUCAUUUGUACUGUACAUAUCCCUAGGAAAGAGACAUGUCGAAAAAACCAAAUCAACAACCUGCACUUCACAAAGUUAUUAUGGUGGGAAGUGGAGGUGUUGGAAAAUCGGCCCUGACACUUCAAUUUAUGUAUGAUGAGUUUGUUGAGGAUUAUGAACCCACAAAAGCAGAUUCAUAUCGCAAGAAAGUAGUAUUGGAUGGAGAAGAAGUACAGAUUGAUAUUCUAGAUACAGCUGGACAAGAAGAUUAUGCUGCUAUAAGGGACAACUACUUCCGAAGUGGAGAAGGAUUUCUGUGUGUUUUUUCAAUCACGGAAGAUGAGAGCUUCCAAGCUACUCAAGAAUUUAGAGAUCAGAUCCUGCGUGUGAAGAAUGAUGAGAAUAUUCCAUUCCUACUGGUUGGGAAUAAGAGUGAUUUGGAUGAGAAACGGAAAGUGUCACUUGCUGAGUCUAGUGCAAGAGCGCAGCAGUGGGGUGUACCAUAUGUGGAAACUUCAGCAAAAACGAGGGACAAUGUGGACAAGGUGUUUUUCGACCUUAUGCGAGAAAUUCGGUCCCGGAAGAUUGAAGAUAAUAAAACAAGCAACGGCAGAGGGAAAGACAAGAGCAAGAGGAAGAAACUGAAAUGUGUCAUUCUCUAGGUUUUCUUUGAUCUGUUGCGUAAAAUUGUGGCACAGAAAGCUGCUGAAAACAGUGUGGAGAAGAAAGAAGAUACGGCAGCUAAAAACUGUUGUGUGAUUAUGUAAAAUUAAAGUAUA